CAGCGUGCAUGUUUAAAAAAAAUCAUGUAACUCUUGAUCUGUGCAGGAUGGCAAACAGUGAUUAUUCAAUUCCUCUAGUUUAGUGUUUCAGAAGGAAGAAUGUCCUACAGUUAAAGUUGAUCAGUUUUUACCAUCUUAAUUAGAUUAACUGCUAUAUCCAAGACAAGAUUCACCUCUUCCAGGACACACUCGCCUUUAUAAAGUCAUUUGAUUAAGAAAGAAAUAGAAAUUUGGUGUCCUAAAUCUUUAUUUUAUUGGCACUUGGUAAUUGUCAUAAAAUCUGAACAAACCUUAUAGGUUAUUCCCCCUGUCAAGACAACCAAAACGAUGUAAAUUUGAUAAUUUUGUUGUGGUGUUUUAUAUCCAUAAUUCGCUCCUCUUAAUGAAGCUUCUGUUUUCACUGCUUAUGUCAUAUUAUUUAUGCUUGUUGUGUCAGCCACAAAAUGAGAUGGAUGAAAACAGGGCAUCAUUUAAUAUGAACAGAAGAAAUAGAUUUGAUCUGUGAAUAAUAAUAAUAAUAAUAAUAAAAUGUUUACUAGUUUAUUGAAUUUGUUAUGCUUUAAAGUGUCCACAGGAGGGCGCAGGCGAGUUUUUAUAGUGCAGCUGUCCUCGUCAAUCCUAGCGGAGCAGCUGAUAUAAUGGCACACAUGUCCACAGGAGGGCGCAGGCGAGUUUUUAUAGAGCAGUUGAGCUCGUUUCAUCGUCAUGUUGAGUUUCGCAUUACAAUCCUAACGGAGCUGCUGAUAUAAUGGCACACAUGAUUGGUGCACACAGUCCUGGUCACAACAGACCACAGAGCAUAGACGCACCUCCUACGUUGAGUGAUCUGAGGAUUGUUCUGCUGGGGAAGAGUGUGUCAGAAAACAGUGGAGUGGGAAACGUCCUGUUGGGACGAUCAGUGCUUGACAGUGAAGCUCAUCCAGAUGUUGUAGAGAAAGUCAGAGGAACACUGAAGGACAGACAUGUGAUGGUCAUCAACAGUCCUCAGCUGCUCCAGUCAGAUCUGUCACUCCGUCACAUCACACAGACAGCGAGAGAGUGUGUGUCUCUGUCUGAUCCAGGACCUCAUGUCUUCAUACUCGUACUGCAGCACAAUGACUUCACUGAAGAAGACAGAUACAGAGUGAAAAUUAUCCUGAAAGAAUUCAGUGAAGAGGCGAUUAAACGCACUAUAGUGAUCACGACUGAUGAAGAGACACAUGACGCUAAAGGUGCUCCUGUGAAAGUUAAUGAAUUAAUUCAACAGUUCAACACUGAAUGUGGAGGAGGACAUCUGCAUCUUGAGCAUGAAACAGAGGAAUGGUGCUCUAAAAUACUGCAACGAAUAGAGAAGAUCCUCAGAGAAAACAGUGAAGAAUUUCUCACUUGUGAACUAUAUGAUUAUGCAGAAGGAUCAUCAGUGGAUGAAGAUCCCAACAGAUCUUUUGCUUCUCUCAGAACAGAGGAGGAAGAGGAAGAUUCUGAUGCAGAUGAUGAUGGAAAACACCAAGAAACUCAUACAGAGAAAAAGGAAGCAAAAGGUUUUCUUCGCAAUAUACCACUAAUGUCCUAUUUUAGUAAUCCAGACACCAGAUCAGAGCAUUAUCAAGCAAAGAGAGGUGUACGUGUGAGCAGAAAACAGAAGCUGUGUGUUGUGUUGUGUGGAAGUGAUGGAAGACUGAAGGCCUCUGUAUCAAAACUUAUAAGAGGAAAAAAGAAGUUUCUUCCCCCUUUACACCUGAAAGAGAAAGAGUGUGUGAGGAGAGAUGUGGAGCUUCAUGGACAUCUGAUCAGUCUGGUGAAGCUUCCAGCUCUCAAUCAUCUCUCAGAGGAGGAAGUGAUGUGUCAGACUCUCCGCUGUGUGUCUCUCUGUGAUUCUGGAGUUCAUGUUUUCCUCUUCAUUAUUCCUGAUGCUCCACUGACUGAUGAAGAUAAAGCAGAAAUGGAGGAGAUCCAGAGGAUAUUCAGCUCAAAAAACAACAAACACAUCAUGAUCCUUAUAAUCCAAGAGAAGAGCAUGCUUAGUAAACUGAUUAGCAGUAAAGGUAGACCACAUAAUACUUCAGAGUCUCUUCAAACAUUUGGAGGUCAUUGUUUUGUUCUGGAGAACAGCUCACAGGUUCCAGAUCUACUGCAGGAUGUAGAGAAUAUGGUACAGGAGAACAAAGGAAGUUCCUACACAACAUUCAUGUACCUUCAGGAUCAAGUAGAACUGGAGAGAAACAAACACAGAGCUGAAAUAGAGGAACUGAGAAAAUCAAUGGUAACUCAAUCAGGUUUAACACACAUUGAUGUUAGUGUGAGGAUUGUUUUGCUGGGAAAGACGGGUGUUGGGAAGAGUGCAACAGGAAACACCAUACUGAGAAAGACAGCUUUUAAAUCAAAACUGACUUCACGCUCAGUGACCCGAGAGUGUCAGAAAGAAAUAUCUGAAUUCAACAAAAGAUGGAUCACUGUGAUCGACACUCCAGGACUGUUUGAUACUGGAGUUGAUAAUGUUGAGACCAGGAAGGAGAUUGUGAAGUGUGUCUCAAUGGCGGCACCUGGUCCACAUGUGUUUCUGCUGGUGAUUCAACUGGGACGAUUCACUCAAGAGGAGAAAGAUGCCGUGAAGAUGAUCCAGGAGACUUUUGGAGACAAAUCCAGAAUGUACACCAUGGUGCUUUUCACUAGAGCAGAUGAACUUAGAGGAGCAAGUGUUGAAAAUUUUAUUGAAGAUGAUGAUAGUUUAAAGAACAUUGUCCAGCAGUGUGGAAAGAGAUACCAUAUGUUCAACAACAUGGAGACUAAAGAUCGAAAACAGGUUUCUGAGCUGCUGGAUAAGAUUGACUGUAUGGUGAAAGCAAAUGGAGGGAGUUUCUAUACCAAUGGGAUGUUCCAGCAGGUGGAGAAAAACAUCAAAGAACAACAAGAGAGAAUCAUGAAAGAGAAAGAAGAAGAUAACAUGAGAAAAGAAGAGCAGCUGAAAACCAAAUAUGAAGCUGAAAUAGAACAAAUGAAGAAAGAAAAUGAGAUAGAAAGACAAGAGAUGCAGAAUGAACUGAGAAAAAGUGAAGUGGAAUUCAAAAAGAAAGAAGAGGAGAUCAAGAAAGAAAAGGAUGAAAACCUACAAAAAGAGCUGCAGAGAAAACUAGAGGAGCAGCAGAAACUGUUUGAAGAGGAGAAUAAAAGAAAAGAAAAGGCUUUAGGAGAACAGCAAGAGAACUUCAUAAAAUACCUGGAAGAAAAACAUGAGAAAGAAAAACAAAAACUCAAGGAGAAAAUUCAACGUGAAACUAGAGAACAAGCAGAGCAUGAAUAUCUUGUAAAACUUGAGAGAGAAGUAGCUAAUGCUUUAAAAGAAGCUGAAGAAAAUCUACCAUGUAAUGCAAAACGAGCUCGUGACUGGAGUCGGUAUGGAAGUUUUCUAGGAGCGGCGGCUGGAAGUGUUGUUGGUUCUUAUGAAGACAUUGUGUGCUGGAUUAUCAGCUUACGUUCUAAACGUCAAUCUCAAAUUGAAUCUGAAGGUGCAGCAGUGGGUGGUGAAGAAAUAACGCCCAGGAUGGACUCGAUCAUUCAGCAGAAUGCAGAAAGGAGAGGAAGAGAGUUACAGAGACAGCGAAGUACAAGUGAUGAACGUCCUAACAAGAGACAGCGACAGCGAAGUACAAGUGUUGAACGUCCUAAUUUGUCACUGAAUGUCUCUGGAAAACAAAAGCUGAACCUGGUGCUGUGUGGAAGUGAUGGAUCACUUACAAUCUCUGUGUCAAAACUAUUACGAGGGAAACCGAUAAAUCCUUCACAUCAGAGAGUGAACAGUGGAGAGUGUGUGAAGAGAGAGGGGAUGAUAGAUGGACGUCUGAUCAGUCUGGUGGAGCUUCCAGCUCUCAGCCAGCUCUCAGAGGAGGAAGUGAUGCGUCAGACUCUCUGCUGUGUGUCUCUCUGUCAUCCUGGAGUUCAUGUUUUCAUCAUCAUUGUUCCUGCUGGGUCUCUGAUGGAUAAAGACAAAGCAGAAAUGGAGAACAUCCAGAAUAUAUUUUACUCCAGAGAACAUUUCAUAGUGCUUUUUACAACAGAGAUCACUGUUGACAGAGCAGUGACUGAGUUUGUCCAAUCCAGCCCAGAAUCUCAGAGGUUAAUCAGUCUCUGUGGAGGGCAGUUCAGAGUGAUGGGGUUAAAGGAGCCUGAAAACUCAAAACAGAUUCCAGAACUGCUGGAAUAUAUAGAGAACAUGAAGACUGAACCAUAUUCACUUCAGAUGUAUGUGAAAGCUCAAGAGAACAGAGUCAGACGUGAAACAGAGGAGAAAUAUAAAGAAGAACUGAAGAGAAUGGAGGAUGAAAUCAAAGAGUUAAAGCAGAACAUUCAUUUAGAAGGUGCUGAAUGUUCAGAUUAUCUGAAGUUUUUGAGGAUUGUGCUGAUCGGAAGAACAGGAAAUGGAAAGAGCGCAACAGGAAACACUAUUCUGGGAAGAAAUGAGUUUGUGAGUCAACCAAGCAUGGAUUCAGUGACGGCUGUUUGUGAGAAGGGAGUUGGUGAAGUUGAUGGUCGAUUAGUAGCUGUUGUUGAUACUCCAGGUCUCUUUGAUACGACAAUGACAAAUGAUGAAAUGGUGGAUGAAAUAGUGAAAUGUGUUUCACUGUCAUCACCUGGACCUCAUGUGUUUGUCAUUGUGUUGACUGUGGGAAGAUUCAUCCAGGUGGAAGCAGACACUUUGGAUCUGAUAAAGGAGAUAUUUGGACAUAAAGCUGCUCAGUUCAGCAUCAUUCUGUUCACUAGAGGAGACGAGCUUGGGAAUGAGUCUAUAGAAGAUUAUGUGAAGAGAGGAAACAAUGCAGACCUGAAGAAACUGAUGAGAGAUUGUGGAAACAGAUUCCUGGCUUUCAAUAACAGAGAAAAACAAGACAAAACUCAAGUGAUUCAACUGUUAAACAUGAUAGAAGAGCUGAAAAAUACUAAUAAGGGUCGAUACUUUACUAACAGAAUGUUUGAGGAGGCAGAGAUGUCCAUUAAAAAGAGAAUGGAUGAAAUACUGAAAGAGAAAGAGAGAGAGAUUCAGACUCAGAAAGAAGAAUUACAAGCCAAAUAUGAGAGAGAAAUGAAAGACAUGAUGAAGACACUCGAGGAAGAGAAACAAAGAGCAGAGGAGGAGAGAAAGAAAAUGCUGAAUCAACUGAGAGAAAAAGAGGAAAAACUCAGAAAAGAGUUUGAAGAAAAAGAGAAAACAGAACAGAAGAUUCGAGAGAUUGAAACCCAGAAACAAUCAGAAGAGGAAAAACAGCAAAGAGCUGAAUAUCAUCAAAAAAUAGAAGAAAUGAAGAGAGAGAUUGAAAAUCAGAGAUCACAGUAUGAAAAACAACAAAAAGAAAAAGAAGAAGAAGAUAGAAAGAGAGAAGAGAAAUACAGACAAGAUCAAGAAAAGAUGAAAAAUAAACAAGAGCGUAUUAUUGCAGAAUUACAGAAAAAACAGGAAAAAGACAUAAAAAAGAGAGAUGCAGAGGAAAGAAAGAGGAUCAAACAAGACGAGAGAGAAAGACGAAGAUGGGAAAGAAAAAUAAAAGAUGCUGAAAAUGACAAAAAAGAGAUUCAAGAGGAAAUUAAACGACAGCAGAGAGAAUGGGAGGAUGAAAAGAAACAACAGAUGAGAGAUCGAGAGGAAGAAGAAAGAAAGAGAAAAGAGAAACACGAGAAACAACUGAGAGAAAAACAAGAAGAACUGGAGAAAAUGAAAAAGAGAUUUGAAAAAGAGAGAGAAGAAAAAAGACAGAAGAUAGAGGAGGAGAGACAGAAACAGAGAAGAGAAAGAGAAGAAAAAGAGAGAGAAUAUGAAGAAAAGAAAACUGAAAUGGAAAGAUAUUAUGAACAACUGGAACAAGAGAGAAAAGAGGAGUGGGAGAGAAGAAAACGAGAUGAUGAGGAGAGACGAGAAGAAGAGAGAAAGAGAUCGGUGAGAAUGAUUGAAGAUCUAAAACGAGAACAAGAAGAGAUGAAGAAAAGAGAAGAAGAGGAUAAGAAGAGAAAAGAACAAGAAGAGAAAGAGAGAGUAAUGAAACCGAAACAUGAAGGGAAGAUAAAACUCAUGAAGAAGAAACAUGAAGAUGAAGCCAGAAAACAAGCAGAAGAAUUUAAUGAUUUCAGAGAGAAAAAAGAGCAACACAUUCAGGAGCUUCAACAGAUGCUGGAUGAACGUAAGAGACAACAUGAACUAAUGGAAAAACAAUAUCAAGAUCUGCAGGUUCAGAAAGGAGAAGAAAUAAAAGAACUACUACAAGAAGUUGAAAAACUGAAAAAUAAAUCAGGCAAAUGUGUCAUUUUGUGAUAUUUCUGCAAAACGAUAUUAAUGAUUCUUUUUUAUUAUUAUAGUUACCUACAAUUUUUAGAGGUCAGUAGUGUUACAAACCUGGUCUAAGUUCAGGGAGGAACAAUAAAGAAAAAAGCCUGUAACAUUUCUUUGCCAUUUCCUUGAUUUUAUUUUCACCCAUCACACCACUCAAAUUAGAAGCAUUCAGUCCAAGGAAGAACAAAAAAAAUAAAGGUUUCGGUUUAUACCCUAUCUGCAAUGUACUGUAUUAAGGUCCUAGGCCAUUGAAUGAUUUAUAAACAAGUAACAGUACCGUAAAAUCAAUUAUAUAUGCAACUGGAAGCCAGUGCAAGGACCUGAGGACUGGUGUGAUAUGUUCAUAUUUUCUGCUGUUCUGAAUGAGCUGCAGGCCAGUGAGGAGUCUAUUACAAUAAGAAAGAAGCCUGUAACCGUUUUUACCAUUUCCUUGUCAUUAUUUUCACUUGUUACACCACUCAAAUUAGAAACAGUCUGUUUAGGAUUUGGCAAGGAUAAACAAAAUAAAAGAUGCCACUGACUAAACGCACAAUUACCAAAUAACCUAAGUGAAAAGUAAAAUAUAAUAAAAUAAAUAAUAAUUAUUAUUAUUAUUUAUAGUGGACUUCCCUCUGGCUUAAUGUCUGGAACAGAACAGAAUGCAGUUAUAUUUGCACAAUUUACAGUAAAAUCAAAUCAGUACAAGGGAAAGAAAGAAAUAAGCAUACAAGAACUGUAUAAAAUAAAUUGCUCUACACCAGAAAAUAAGAACACUUUCUUUCUUUCAAGCACUGAAAGAAAGAGAAAUAAGAACACAAACUACAACUUUCUUCAGCCACAGCCUUAGAUGAACUGAAGAUAAAAGACAUUAAAUCUCU
Messenger RNA from Megalobrama amblycephala (Wuchang bream), 7152 nucleotides. RefSeq names its product centromere-associated protein E-like. Gene Ontology annotation, molecular function: ATP binding; GTP binding; glycine-tRNA ligase activity. The record is from RefSeq and is a predicted model, not a curated record. Gene Ontology annotation, cellular component: cytoplasm. NCBI's taxonomy places the organism in Eukaryota, Metazoa, Chordata, Actinopteri, Cypriniformes, Xenocyprididae. Gene Ontology annotation, biological process: glycyl-tRNA aminoacylation. The coding region runs from base 749 to 6277 and encodes 1842 amino acids. The transcript is spliced from 14 exons.